AUGCUGGACAUCAAAGUCACACCGCAAACAACGAUUAGAGUUAAAAGAAACAAGAAGUCCUCGACUUUUAUUGUACAUAACAACUCCAUGGAAAGCGUAGGAUACAAGAUCAAAACAACCAAGCCCAGAGACUACAUAGUAAGACCAAACAUGGGCCUGAUAGUACCUAUGCAGCAUGCCGAGAUUGAAGUAACCCUCUCUGAAACCACUGUUCCCGAUAAUACACACAAGUUCCUUAUAGAGAUCUACAAGUUCGACUGGAGAAGAUCUCUAAAUGACUUCAAGCAUUAUCUCAAGUCUGUCUCGCCUAAGCCAUGCUGGACAUCCAGAAUAGGAAUAUUGUACGAAGAAGAGGAGAAGAUAACCAAAGAAACCGUCGAGUGUUCAGAGGAUCGAGGUGCCAUUGUACUUUUUGUCCAUAUCUACAUUCUUUGUAACGUUCUUUAUCUAUUUUACAGGUUCUUUGAGUGA
Molecule: messenger RNA, 471 nt
Organism: Encephalitozoon intestinalis ATCC 50506
Lineage: Eukaryota; Fungi; Microsporidia; Unikaryonidae
Product: vesicle-associated membrane protein
Exons: 1
Coding region: 1-471 (156 amino acids)
Biological process (GO): endoplasmic reticulum membrane organization
Cellular component (GO): plasma membrane; endoplasmic reticulum membrane
Source: RefSeq, a predicted model, not a curated record